Triticum dicoccoides is the source of this 755-nucleotide messenger RNA. Its product is annotated as protein FATTY ACID EXPORT 5-like. Gene Ontology annotation, biological process: fatty acid transport. NCBI's taxonomy places the organism in Eukaryota, Viridiplantae, Streptophyta, Magnoliopsida, Poales, Poaceae. The coding region runs from base 147 to 506 and encodes 119 amino acids. Gene Ontology annotation, molecular function: fatty acid transmembrane transporter activity. The transcript is spliced from 3 exons. Gene Ontology annotation, cellular component: chloroplast inner membrane. The record is from RefSeq and is a predicted model, not a curated record.
CACCAUUGGCCCCUUCUGCGCAGGCCACCACGCGCACAAGCACAAGUCGACGACCAAAAACAGAGGGAGAAGAAAAGGCAAAGGUCUCCAAGAUCUCGGCUCAGAGAGAGAGAGAGAGAGAGAUCUGAGAGAGAGGUGCUUCGGAGAUGCACGACUUCUGCUUCACGAUCCCCUACGGGUUCGCGGUCCUGGCCGGCGGCCUGCUGGGCUACCUCCGCCGCGGCAGCACCGCCUCCCUGGCGGGCGGCGCCGGCGUGGGCGGGCUUCUCCUCCUGGCAGGGUUCGUCAGCCUCAAGGCCUUCGAGAAGCGCCGCAACUCCUACCUCGCCCUCGCGCUCGAGACCCUUUGCGCACUGGCCUUGACCUUUGUUAUGGGGCAGAGAUACCUUGAAACUUCAAAGAUAAUGCCGGCUGGUGUUGUUGCUGGCCUCAGUGUUCUGAUGUCGGCAUUCUAUCUAUUCAAAAUUGCUACCGGUGGCAACCAUUUCUCGCCAAAGAAAGAGUAGACCAGACGGUGCUUGGCCAAACUCAAAGACCAUAUGGCAUAUUGUGUUCUGCAUUCCAAUUGUAACUUGACUGAUGCUCUAUGUUGUGCUUGCACCUUUGCUCAAAUGUUUUGUAUGCGGACCUGGGAAGUAUUCACCAUGUAAAUGAACUAACAUUUCAAUUGUGCUUCGCCGAGGUGCAAACUUGUCUUAAUUGCCUGUUGUUAUUGAGCAAAAGUAAAUACACCUAAUUUCUUGGUCUUCGAUUAA